Messenger RNA from Chara braunii, 1837 nucleotides. NCBI's taxonomy places the organism in Eukaryota, Viridiplantae, Streptophyta, Charophyceae, Charales, Characeae. The record is from the annotation of a GenBank genome assembly.
GAGCUAUUGAGAUCAUCCAAGACGUAUCGCACCAAUGUGUUUCGAAUGUGGGGAGCCUGGGUAUUAUCGUAACCAGUGUCCGAGACUCCUCGACGAAGGGAGCUCCAGGGCUGGCGGAUAUCGCGGACGAUCGAUGUCACCACGGCAACGAGACCGGCUGUUUGAACAGCGGUUGGCCUCCGAAGAACCUGGACUACGUCGUCAGCUGGAGGAUCUAGCCAGCACGGUAGCCACGAUGAAGGAAUUCGUGGAGAUCGAGAAUGCUAAGAAGUUGGAAAAAGCUAAACGUAAGCAGGAGCAAGCUGAACGGAAGCUGCGUGAGGAAGAGGAGCGUCGUGCGGAGGAACAAGCGCGUUCAGCGGAAGAGCGACGGCGUAGUAAGAAGGAGGACAGACUGCGGCGUGAAGCUGAGGCAAAGGAGCGAUUUCGUAAGGAGAUGUUGGCCUUGAUUUCUUUGCAUGAGGAGCGAGGCUGCCGACGCCUUACACUCUACACGAGUGGUGGCAGCGUCUGGUGCGGCGGAUGGAAGUCGGUUCGAAACGCAUUUGGCCGCUCCAUCGUGAAGGUUAAGGGCACUAACUGCAAACUCAGUGAAUGUAAGGCGGUUGUGGAGCUAGGCACACCGGUUGAGGUGAGCCAGCUACGCCGGUGGAGACCGAAAGCCGGACCUGAUAAGCAAUUCCUCACCUCCUUGCUGCGAAACCCACGGAGAACUGAUAUAUUGAAUAGUUGUAGCCUGGAGGUAUUGGUACGGCUAAAUGGUGUUGCAGCUGAUUUCCAGAAGCAGUCUACCACUGCUUACCUUCGUCGAUUGGUGUCAAGAUCGAUCAAGCACACCUAUGGGUGGAACCUUAAUGCGAGAAUGAUUGUGCGAUUGAAAUUCGACGACCGGAUUCACUUGGUGGAAGUCUGGAAGUUGGUGAAUGAUGUCAUCGGAGACCUUGAUCUACCUCUGUGUAUGAAGUACGUUGCAUGGAACGGUGUACGCAUUGUUUGGGUGAAAAACCCAUCUGUGGCAGAUUUGAUACACAAUCAGCACGAGUUUUCUAAAGCUGAUGUGUUAACCUGCACCUGCGCAGGUUUUCCCUAUCCUAGGAUGGGAGGUCACGUGCAGUGCCGACUACAGGAGUUGGAUGAGGUGCAUCCACUGCUGUGUAAUGCCAACAAUGCGCCUAAGCAGAAUCAUCCGGAGAGAGCGAAACUUCUGAUGAGGGAAGUAUCAGAUGGGGUGAAUGAUUGGUCGAAUUUUCAAGGUGUACCGCUUGUGAUUCGUGAAGACCGUGUCGCUAAGUGUCUGACGGCGGCACCAGUUUUGAAAUCUAAGUGUUUAGAGAUGGAUACGGUAGGGGAUCUGAAGCAACGUUUGCCUGGGUUGGUGCUGACGCCUUUGGACCGCAACCCAGGGGAAACCCUGGUGCUCUGUCCGAGGGUAUACUACGAGGCCAUGUUGGAGUUGUUUGUUCGUAGCCCUGGCUACACAGUGAUGUCAGAGUCGGAGCAAGUGCUUAUGACUAGGAUGAAGGCGGACGCGAAGGAGUUGGGUCUGCAACGUUUUGUGAGAUGGGACAACAAAGGGCACUUUGGCGAGGCAUACGCUCUGCCAAAGCAUAAGGAGUUGGUGAGAUAUCAACCUAUAUGUCCGAUGUAUGCUGAGUCGACGGUAAGGACGUGUAAAGUUGUGGCUAAGGUUCUUAACCAUUUGAUGAACACGCUACCUAUCAGCUGACACUUUAACCUGAAAUCGGUGGCAUCGCUGGUACCUCGCCUUGAGAGCAUCAAUAAGAAGAUUGGGCACAUAAUUGGAGGCGCUGAAGUGUCCGUGAUGUCAUAUGACAUC